This is a messenger RNA of Daphnia magna, 6546 nucleotides long. Its product is annotated as serine-rich adhesin for platelets-like. Gene Ontology annotation, cellular component: dendritic spine; cytoplasm; plasma membrane. The record is from RefSeq and is a predicted model, not a curated record. Bases 301 to 5835 code for a protein of 1844 amino acids. The transcript is spliced from 16 exons. Gene Ontology annotation, biological process: chemical synaptic transmission. Gene Ontology annotation, molecular function: protein binding. NCBI's taxonomy places the organism in Eukaryota, Metazoa, Arthropoda, Branchiopoda, Diplostraca, Daphniidae.
GUUUGGGACAGUUGCCGCUUAGAAUGUCAGGAGUUUUAGUCAACUGCACUCUGUGAUCAAGGAGAACACACAAGAGUUUUUAAUCCAAAUAAGGGAUUUGUUGUCGAGGCUGCGAUCCUCUCGACUCCGAAAGCCACUCUGGAUAACUUGUGAUUUGAACUGUUGAGCGCGUCAGUGUGCGAUCGUUGUCUCAACUGUGCAACCGACAAUUAACCAACAAUAAACAAGGAAGCAAAGAGAGCCCAAGAGAGCGGCCGCAAACUGGGCGAAUUGGCGUGCCAUGUGCCACUUGGAUCGACCAUGGCCGCCGACCAUCACAUCCAGCAGCAUCAAGCCCAUCAGCAUCACUCGUCGCAACAGCCAACAACGCCAUCGACAACGACAAUAACACGCGAAGACAGUUUGGAGCGCCUGUUCCCUCGUUGUCGUCUGCGAUCGCCGCCCGUCGACACGGCCGUCCUCAUCGAUUUGAGCGAUGACAACGUGGUCCAAACGAGCGCUGCCCUUCCUUUGCAUUCGUUCGGCCGACCGACGCCCAUGACUCAUGCGGAUGGCGGUCAGUCUGACAGCGACGCGUCGCCGAUCCGUCGGCCGCCUUCGCUCAAAUUGAACAUCGCAGCCGGACAGCCACAGCAGCAGCAGCUGUUGCAACAGCGCCGUUAUUGCCCGUCGGUCAAGUACAGGACGGAGAGUGCGGAAUUGCGGCGAUCGAAAUUCCUGCGCCGGCCGCGCACCUUGGAUCACAACACGUGGAGCCUCUACGGCGACGUCUACGCCGGAGGCUACGAGCCCAGCUCGGACUCGGAGGACAACGACGGCGAUCAUUUCGGUUUCCCGUCCGGCGGUAAAUCUGGCAACGUGGCACCGGCCCCUUCGUCGUCGAGCUCGUCGUCCAGCUUGAGGAAGUCGAAUCCGUCGGCGUCUGCGGCUGUGCGGACCAGCGCCUCCGAGUCGCACAUCGUCGGCCAUUGGAAGAAAGGAGGUCACAAUGGCCACCACGCCGAGGCGGCCGGCCAUCAGCGGCAUCCGCGUCGUCGCGGCGUCAAAGAAAUUUACGACUUGACACCUACGCUGUCUGCCGGAUCGGCUUCCGGUGGCGGUGGCGGUGCAAGUGGCUCGAGCGUCCAGCUCGACCCCACGCGAAUGGAAAUCGCCGGCGGCCGAGAGAUUGUGUCGCUUUCGAGAAGCCGGACGCGAGGAUCGCAGCGGAAACAGCACCGGGUUCAAUCGAUGGUCGAUCCGGCGCCCGUGGAUAGCCCUCCUAACAACAACAACAACAGCAACAAUAACAACAACAAUAGUACGCCGUCGUCGAGCAGCAACCGGAGCAUGAACCGCUACAGCGGCGAGGUUUAUUACGAGGAGAGCGUGGGCCGUUACGGCUUCCACGUCGGCGGAGGCAACACGCUGUGGGGUAGUCAAGGGCUGGAGCCGAGCUUCAGCAUUGCCAGCCAUUUGAAUGAGAAACAAUAUCCUUCCUCCGGCAACGCUGCAGCCGCCGGAAUGGCUGACGGCACUGCGGCCAAGUCGGAGCAGACGUGCGCCCAGCACCACGGCCUCAAACGGCCGCUCUCUUGGGCCGGAGAUGAUCCGGUGACGGAUCGUCAAAUGGCGGAACAGCAUCCGCAACGAGAAGCUCGAGAGCUGGCCAGCGCGUCGAGUCCGGAUCGCCAAGGGCAGUCGUCUGAUGGCGAGGCGAAGCCUUCGGCCACGCUGCCCAACGGCCCGUCGACCGCAAUCGAAGAUGCGGCCGGUACUCAAAUGCAGGCCGUUCACGGCUACUUGACUGAUUUCUAUCCGGAAGUGGUGGCGGCCGAGCUGAACAGCGCCGAUCCAUCAUCGCCGAGCCCUUUGAAUCUUGACAACUACCUGUCGGAACAGUUGAACCAGUUUGCCCAGCAAAAAUCCAUCAGGCGGGAGGCCAGCGAAGCGGAAGAAGCGUCGCAGCUGCUGCUAUCGCAAUCGCCACCCGCUCAGCAGCAGCUGACUGUCGCCACUGUCAUUGGCGGAUUGACUAUCGCCCAGUAUGAAGGAUCACCUCGUCGCUAUGGCGUGCGAGCUCAUCCGGCGGCGAUGCCCGUUGCGCCCGUCAAUGCCAACGGACAGGAUGAAUAUUCGGAUGAAUGCGGCAGAGCCGCAAACGGACCGAUCGCGGGCUUGCCUCAGGCGCGACCUUUAGUUCCAGGAUUUCCCAGGCGAAUCACGAGCAGUCCCAAUCCGGCCCAUCCGCAGGCGACGUUCAGCCCGUCGGCUACCAGGCAGACGUUGGUGGAUUUGGCCGCCGGGCCGGCGGCCACGUCCACGCCCGUCGCUGCUACGCCGGAAGCUUUGUCAGCCAAUCAUCUGUCGUGGCACCUGGAAGACGUCGACGACAGGAGCAUCCGCUCAUCCGGCGGGCAGGAUCAGCACGCGGACGCCAUUUCCCUCAACGCGGAGACGGACCUGGGCGAAACGGAGGUCGGACUGCAGAUGGGCAAGAGCCGCAAUUUCACGCUGUCCCCCGAAACGACCGAUUACGACGAUUCCGAGCUGGACAUUUACAACGGCGCCGAACUGUCCGUCUGUCCGGACAUUCCCGCCCUGAACGGAACCCAAACGUCCGCAUCGUGUCACGUGGAAUCGUUCGACGGCGUGGCUGUAGGCGCCGAAACGGCGGGCCGUCGGCGGAACAGCAGCAAAAGCCAGAACGGACUGAAAGGCCAGUUCAGUAGCAUGCCCAUCUUGGAGGACGGCCUGUCGUCGGGCCGCAGCAGCGCCGCCAGCGGCCAUGAAGACAUCAGCGUCGCUAGUAGCGCCAGCAUCACCAGCGCUAGCGACACGGAAGAGGACGCCGUAACGGAUCGCAUCCCGCUCAUGUCGGAUCGCCGGAUGAAACAGUUGUCUGCCCAGCAGCAACAUGCAUUGCAUCCGGCCAAUAAUGGAUGCCGUAAUCUGGCGGGUGCCAGCCCGCUCCAAUCAUCGAUCACGGGCCUUUCUGGUGCUCGUUCCACCAAGAAUUCUUGCUCGUCUUCGUCUUCUUCGACCACGGCGGCGGCUGCUGGUCAUCAACAACAACAACAACCGCAAGCGAUGUGGUCGAAGAAGUUGUCGUCUGCUCUCUCGGAUUGCGACCAUCACAAUCAUCAAGAGGCCGGCAUAAUCCAGGGUUCGUUUCGAGCACGGAAUGCCACGCCUCCUCCGCCGGCCCCGAUCGCUCAUCGGCCGCCGAGUUCGACUACUCAACAACACGCUGUGCAGACGGCCGCCUCUACAUCGCCGACGGUGAGCAACGGUGUCAAAUCGUUUGCGGCCGCAUCGGCGGUUGGCUCCGUUGGAGCGCAACAGAACCGCGCCAACAAUCACGCCAGUCCGUUGAGGCUCAGUCCAGGCCCGGAUACGCCUUCCAUCACGUCCGGUGGCGCUGGCGGAAGCAGUAGUAGCAGCAGUAGCAGUAGUAGCGGUAGCAGCUGUAGUAGUAGCGGUGUCGGUUCGUCUGCCGGCAAAAUGCAGAACGUUGGCGGCCAACAACAGCCGAAAAGGGUGGGCCCUUCGGGCGAUUUGAGUUUGCACGAACUCGGCGACGCGCUCGAUCACGGACGCAUGAGGAAAGCCAGUUCGGUGCCGCCUCCAGCUGCCGUUGCCGCAAUACAGUCACCCCUCUCUCGUUCGCCGCCCAUCUGGGUGCCCAGGCAGAGCAGCGAUUAUUGGGCCAAGAAUUCGCCCACAUCGACGUCACCCAGGUCUAGAUGCAAAGUGGGCGGAUCUGGCAUGCAUCCGGACGGCAGUAAACUCAAUGUAGACGACGACGACGAACGGGAAACGGACCAGCUGCUGCGCGAUCCCGACGACCAGGGCUUCUUCGACGAGCACGCGCGCCCACCCGUUGCUUCGGAUGUCGGUCGAGCCCAUCCGGCGACGCGGAUGGGGUCGCCGCCCACACCGUCGUCGCUGCGAUCGGCUUCGACGGCGUCGUCGUCGACGCGCUCGUCACCUCAACAACAGCAGCAGGUGCCGCAAAAUCAUCAGCCGACGAUGUCGGUGGCGGCCGCCGCCACGGCAGCGCUGGCCAACGGGACGAGCCCAUCGUCUUCCAGCGGAGGAGGCCCACCUCCGCCGUCUCGCCAAUCCGAACCUAAGGAUCUCAAGUACCGAGAAACGACGCCGUCAGCUAAAAAGAAGGAUGACAACUCGAGCCAGAGCAAGAAGAAGGGAAGGAGCAAAGAAGUGAUGGUCCACGAACCUGCAGUCCUCAUCGAGGGUGUUCUAUUCCGCGCCAAUUACCUGGGCUCAACGCAGAUCGUCUGCGAAGGCCAGCCGACCAAAUACACUCGCAUGAUGCAGGCAGAAGAAGCCGUUUCACGCAUCAAGGAUCAAGAUAUUGGGCAAGACGAUGGCGAAACAGGCAGCCAUUCGUCACCGGCGUCCAUUUCUUUCGACGAAGAAGACGAAGAUCUCGAGACGGACGCUGUCGCUGCUGACGAAUCGAUGGCGCUCGAUUUAGACGAUACGCAACCGGAAUCGAGUGCCGACUUAUCCAUCAGCAGCACGAGGAUACACGUCAAUCCUGGAAGCGAGACGGCCGUUACGUCUCGCUCGUCUUGCGAUUUCAACGCCAACGUUUCCUCGUGUUCUGGCCAGAGCCCUCGGCCGGAACAUUUGUACGGACAAGAUGAUGACGACGAGGAGCAGCUCGAUGAAGAGGACGAUCCACCUUGUGUUUCGUCCAAAGUGAUUCACGGCUGUAGUUUCCGUUUAGUCUACCACGGUUCAUCCGAAAUAGAUGAACUGCAACCGGAUAGCUCGGCAGCAUCCGGCAGCUGGAAGUACCGCACUAAAAAGGGCAUGGUUGAAGAGGCCGUGCUGAAACUAAAGGCGCCCGAAGGAGAGACACAGCCGACAACCGAAGUGGACCUGUUCAUUUCCACGGAGAAAAUCAUGGUCCUCAACACGGAAUUGAAAGAAAUUAUGAUGGAUCACGCCUUGAGAACCAUUUCCUACAUUGCUGACAUUGGAGACCUGGUCGUCUUGAUGGCCAGGCGGCGAAUGAUCACUCAAGAUGGCGAGGAUUCCAGUAACAAAAUCGCAAAGACGCCCAAAAUGGUCUGUCAUGUCUUCGAGAGUGAAGAGGCCCAGUUUAUUGCCCAGUCUAUCGGCCAGGCCUUUCAAGUUGCCUACAUGGAAUUCCUGAAAGCCAACGGCAUCGAAGAUCAGAGUUUUGUCCGCGAAAUGGACUAUCAAGAAGUCUUGAAUUCUCAAGAGAUAUUCGGCGACGAGCUACAAAUGUUCGCCAAAAAAGAGCUUCAAAAAGAGGUUAUCGUGCCGAAAGCCCGCAACGAAAUCCUGGGAGUUGUGAUCGUCGAAUCGGGAUGGGGAUCGAUGCUCCCCACUGUCGUCAUAGCCAAUUUGGCUCCGGCCGGAGCGGCUGCACGAUGCGGUCAGCUCAAUAUCGGUGAUCAGAUAAUUGCCAUUAACGGCAUCAGCCUUGUAGGGCUACCGCUAUCCACCUGUCAGACUUACAUCAAAAAUGCCAAGUCGGCAACGGUGGUCAAACUCACUGUGGUUCCUUGUCCUCCCGUGGUGGAGGUGAAAAUCAAACGACCCGACACCAAGUACCAAUUAGGUUUCAGCGUCCAGAACGGAGUGAUUUGUAGCCUUCUACGAGGAGGGAUCGCUGAACGCGGCGGAGUUCGCGUCGGUCACCGGAUUAUUGAAAUUAACGGUCAAAGCGUCGUUGCCGUACCUCACGAACGCAUCGUUGGUCUUUUGGCCACUUCUGUCGGAGAGAUAAACAUGAAGACGAUGCCCACCUCCAUGUUUCGCCUUUUGAUUGGCCAGGAAACUCCUGUCUACAUCUGAUAGUCACAGAAACUGUUGUUUGUGCUGCUUAUGUUUGGUUUUGUUUUGGGUUUUGACUCGCCAGGAGUCACAGUCUCUCGCAUCUCCCGAGUCUUCGUCGAAAUUUGUUUUUUUUUCUUUUGAUACUUUGGCAAUCGUGAAACGAAACAGAAAAGAAAAAAAAAAAAUCAAUUAAAAAAAUCAUUUGUGUAUCUCAGUACCCGUGUACUGCGGGAUGACCGUGGUAACACUUUGUUCAAAAGUAUUACGAAUUUCCCGUACCCAGAAACAAUUUUGUUGACGUUGAUCACGUUUGAACGGCCAUUGAUUUUCAAUGCCGGAGCAGAGAAAAAAAAUUUUUUUUCUUUUUGAUCCACGUCUCUCUUUCUUUCUUUCUUUUUUUUAAAAUACCCCAACUUAACUUUAGGUUUCGAUCUAGUCUCCGUUGGUUUUCCAUUGCUGUAUGCUCGUAUUAUUUUUUUGUUUUAAUUUCUUUUUCUUAUUUGUUAUAAUAAUGUAUUUUUUUGUUUUUGUUUUCCUCUCCAAGUCAUUUCAAACGGGAAAAAGAGUGAAGAAGCAAAGCUGGUAUUCUUUCUUAUUUUUCACAAAAACCAUAUCUCAUAUCAACCGCGCUUUGCUACUAUUGAGAUGUCAGCUUUCUGUAUUAUGCGUGUUUGUUGGCUUCCUACUGUACAGUGUCGCCCACAAAUACAAAACGUAAUGGCCAUUGAA